AUAUGUAUUUGGUUUCUGUACUUCUUCUUUUAGCUGGAGAUAUUGAGUUGAACCCUGGUCCUAGCGGAAGAAGAUCUGUAGCUAAAGGUCCAACCCCAGAGGAGGAAAUAUUAACAAUUCAAUCACAGUUAGAAGAGAUUCAGACAAAACUGACGCAGUUGGAUACCUCAGGAGCAGAGAGCAGGACGAACCUGAACACUAGGACGGAGCAGUUGGAGCUCAGGGUAGAUCGAGCUCUGGAGGAGAGUAUCACUGUACUCAAGAAGGAUUAUGAAACCAAGAUUGGAGAAAUAAAAGAAAUGUGUAUAAGCACCAAGGAACCAAUACUUUCCUUUGUAAAUGCUUAAUAAAUAAACAGGACACCAACAUCAAUAAAGCUUUUAUGAGCUGGUAAAAUGAAAGGAACUGAAUACUGAAAUAAAUUAAGUCCGUACAUAUUUGCAACCUUAGGGUUUAAGCAUUUGAUAUUUCAAGCUUGGAUUAUUUAAUCUUAAUAAUUUGAAAUAUCUAAGGUCUAUACAAAAUUGGGUUGAAUAGAUGUGGGAAUUAGAAAAUAAGAUUUUGUGGCAAAGACUCAUUUCCUUUUAAUUUUCUAGUCCCUUUAUCUAGUGAUUAAUCUAUUGUUUUAGACCGUUGAUAUUUUAAAGUACAAAUUCUGCAAGAUCAAAUAGUCCAAGUUUGAAAUAUCUUAAGGUUUACAGGGUUUACACCCUCAGAUAUAAGGAUUAGAAAAUUUGAAUAAGUGGCGAGUGUUCAGUUUCUUUGUAUUUAAACGUAUAAUUUUAACA
Molecule: messenger RNA, 788 nt
Organism: Eurytemora carolleeae
Lineage: Eukaryota; Metazoa; Arthropoda; Copepoda; Calanoida; Temoridae
Exons: 5
Coding region: 3-347 (114 amino acids)
Source: RefSeq, a predicted model, not a curated record